AUGACUUCUCAACUCGUUUUUCAGCUGAGCGGUUCUUGCAAUAACUACCCCUGGGGCAAGAAGGGGAAGCAGUCUCUAGCAGCACAGAUGUGUGCGCAGACCCCUGGAACUGAUUUCCAUAUCAAAGAUGACGAGUUUUAUUCGGAAAUGUGGUUUGGCGAUUAUCCAGAUUUCCCUGCUCGUAAGCUAGAUACCGGCGAACCGUUAGCCGAAGUUCUCCAGCAGAAUAAAGAGCAGCUUCUGGGGAAGAAGGUCAUUGAAAAAUUUGGCGGACAGCUACCUUAUUUACCCAAGAUCUUGUCAAUAGCAAAGGCCCUUCCGUUACAGAUCCAUCCCAACAAGGAACUUUCCAAAAAGCUUCACGAGAAAGAUCCGAACAACUUCACCGAUCCAAAUCAUAAACCUGAAAUUGCAGUAGCGCUAUCCAAGUUUGAGGUAUUCGCCGGUUUCAAGCCGCUUGACCAAAUAGCGCCCCUUUUUCGGUUACAGUCACUUCGGCAGUUCAAUCCAGAGCAGCCGGAAAAAUGGACAGAUGAGACGCUACGAACCGUAACCAGAAAUCUACUCAAGUCCGACCUUAAGACGGUUAAGACAAUUCAGACGGAGCUUGCAAAGACUCCGAGAGAUCGACUAGGCGAUGCAGCCUAUAUUCUAGACCUGCUUCCUCGUCUUCAAGAUCAGUACGGCCCAGAAGAUGCAGGCAGUUUAGUUGCGCUUCUGUGCAUGAACUUCAUGAUCUUCAAUCCCGGAGACGCGAUAUGGAUUCCUGCGGACGGGAUCCACGCGUAUCUAGCUGGUGAUAUCGUAGAGUGUAUGGCUCGGAGCAACAACGUGCUCAACGUCGGCUUCUGUCCACCUGGAGAUCGCAACAAUGCCGACCUGUUCGCGAAUACUCUGACCUUCAAGGCUCAUAGUAGGGAUGACGUGUACCUCCCUAGCCAGAAGUCGGACAAAAGCAAGAAGGGGAAGACGGUAGUAUACAGGCCGCCAAUGAGCGAGUUUGACAUGCUCAAGACAGACCUAGGCGCCGGCGAGAGUGAGGAGCUUACCGGGAGCGAUGGACCCGGCGUUAUGAUCGUGACUUCUGGGGAUGGGGUAAUGCAUGCCGACGGUACAGAUUAUCAUCUUAAGGAAGGGUUUAUUUUUUUCGUUGGUCCAGGCGUCCCGAUUAAACUAGAAAGCCAAGAUGGGAUACAGAUACACAUGGCUAUCGUAUGA
This is a messenger RNA of Daldinia childiae, 1218 nucleotides long. Its product is annotated as Mannose-6-phosphate isomerase. The record is from RefSeq and is a predicted model, not a curated record. The transcript has 2 exons. NCBI's taxonomy places the organism in Eukaryota, Fungi, Ascomycota, Sordariomycetes, Xylariales, Hypoxylaceae. Gene Ontology annotation, molecular function: mannose-6-phosphate isomerase activity; zinc ion binding. Gene Ontology annotation, cellular component: cytosol. The coding region runs from base 1 to 1218 and encodes 405 amino acids. Gene Ontology annotation, biological process: GDP-mannose biosynthetic process; carbohydrate metabolic process.